This is a messenger RNA of Catharus ustulatus (Swainson's thrush), 2892 nucleotides long. Its product is annotated as zinc finger protein 276-like. The transcript is spliced from 10 exons. The record is from RefSeq and is a predicted model, not a curated record. Gene Ontology annotation, molecular function: chromatin insulator sequence binding; zinc ion binding. Bases 562 to 2502 code for a protein of 646 amino acids. Gene Ontology annotation, cellular component: chromosome; kinetochore; nucleus. Gene Ontology annotation, biological process: regulation of transcription by RNA polymerase II. NCBI's taxonomy places the organism in Eukaryota, Metazoa, Chordata, Aves, Passeriformes, Turdidae.
UCCCGCCGUGCUGUUUGGGGUUUGGGGGUGAGCGGGACCCUCCCGCCAUCCCGGUUUGGGGUGGCUGAUACCGAAUGUGUUGCAGCUGGGGCGGGAGAUAAGCGGGAUCUCCAGCGGGUGCUGUGACAGCGGCGCUGCCCGGGACAGCGGGUGGCACCCGGGGCAUUCACAGCCCCCCAAGACACUCUCCAAGGAUGUGCCGCCCUGUCCCACCACUGUCAGCAGCCCCGCGGGGUGUGGUGAGACCCCCAUCGCUCCCCCAGCAGGGGAGCCCACUCCCACCGCAGGUUCGGAGCACAGCUGAGUUGGAUCAGGGCCGGGAAGGGGCUGUGCUCAAGGUUCCCUUCACACUGGUGGGAGGGAUGGAGAUCAUUCCGGAAUGGGAAUGCUGCAGGUCGGUGAGCUGGGUGACACUUUGCAUCCUGCCCCGCUAUUCCGGGUCAGGAGCUGCCUCACCCCAGGGCACUAAUGGGGAGCUGAGUGAGCCAGCACUGGGGCAGCCAAGGGUCACCGUGCCAGCUGUAAAUACUUGGGCGAUAAAAGAACUGCUGAAAUCAAGGGAUGGCAUUGGCAGAGUCCUGGGAACAUCACAACACAGGAGGCUCUGCCACUGGGGCCAGAAGGCUGGAUUUUGGGUCAGCUGCUGUCAGAAGUGUCUUUUCCUGCUUGGAUUUUCCAUGCUUUGCUGAAGGCAGCGCUAAGGAGGCAGCUGGCAUGGAGGGGAGGGGAACACCUUUGGGUGCAUCAGUGCCAUCCCUCAGCAGCCGCAUUCGCUCCUCCUCAGCAGGAAUCAGCAGAGCCCUGAGCACCGGCUACUGCCGCCUGUGCCACGGCAAGUUCUCCUCACGGAGCCUGCGCAAUGCCUUCGGGAAGGUGCCCGUGCUGGGCGAGAACUCGGAGAAGCAGCGGCGGGUGGACCAGGUGUUCUUUGCCGACUUCCAGCGGCUGGUGGGAGUGGCGGUGCGGCAGGACCCCGCGCUGCCACAGUUCGUCUGCAAGAAAUGCCAUGCCCAGUUCUACAAGUGCCGCAGCGUCCUCCGCACCUUCAUCCAGAGGGUGAAUGCCUCGCCCACGGGCCACACCAAGUCCAAAGGAAAGAGCAGCGGGGUCCAGGCGCAGCCGGGUAUGGAAGGAGGUGCCUCCUGCCUGGUUGACCUGAUCACGUCCAGCCCGCAGUGCCUGCACAGCCUGGUGACGUGGACGCACACCCACGCCGGGAGCUGCGCCUCGGUGCCCGGGCUGCGCAGCGUGCUCUCCUCCGAGUACUGCGGCAUCAUCCGCGCCGUCUGGGGCUGCGGCGACGGCCACGACUACGUCAUGGACACGGACUCGGACUGCAGCUCCGUGCUGCUCGACACCGCCCUGGCCGUCAAGCGCGAGUGGAGCAAGGGCACGGCGCAGCAGCGCCUGACUGACAACGGGGCCGGGGCAGACAAUGCCGAGGCUGUUCCUGCUCCCAAAGCCCAGCAUGCUCCUGUAAGGACAGCUCCUUGCCAGCAGCCCGCCAGCAAAGGGACCACGGCGGUGCCACUGAACGUGGAGAGCGAGCCGCCACAGGACAGGGAGCCCUCUCCCUCGCAGCUGGACGGCGCGGCCUCCGUCCGGGAACAGGCCCUGCCGCAGCCCCAGUCCCCACUGAGCACUGCCACAGGACAGUUGAGUGGGAAGCAGGUUCUGUCUGCAACGUCGGAUGAGCGGGUAAAAGACGAGUUCAGUGACCUUUCUGAGGGGGACUUCUUGAGUGACGAUGAAAGCGAGAAGAGAAACGUGCAAUCUUCAGAUGACUCCUUCGAGCCUUACCCAGAGAAGAAGGUUUCUGGCAAGAAAAGCGACAGUAAAGAAGCAAAGAAGGCGGAAGAGCCCAAAAUAAGGAAGAAGCCAGGGCCUAAGCCAGGCUGGAAAAAAAAGAUCAAAUGUGAACGGGAGGAGCUGCCCACCAUCUACAAGUGUCCUUACCAGGGCUGCACUGCUGUCUACAGAGGGGCUGAUGGCAUGAAGAAACACAUCAAAGAGCACCACGAAGAGGUGCGGGAGAGGCCCUGCCCUCACCCUGGCUGCAACAAAGUGUUCAUGAUCGACCGGUACCUACAGCGGCACGUCAAGCUCAUCCACACAGAGGUACGGAACUAUAUCUGUGAUGAGUGUGGGCAGACCUUCAAGCAACGCAAACACCUCUCGGUCCAUCAGAUGCGGCACUCGGGAGCAAAGCCCCUGCAGUGUGAGAUCUGUGGCUUCCAGUGCCGCCAGCGCGCGUCCCUCAAGUACCACAUGACCAAACACAAAGCCGAGGCCGAGCUGGAGUUCGCCUGCGACCAGUGCGGGAAGCGCUUCGAGAAGGCUCACAACCUCAACGUGCACAUGUCCAUGGUGCACCCUCUGACCCAGACUCAGGACAAAGCCAAGCCGCUGGAGCCAGAGCCCAUCCUCCUCCUCACUACUUCAGGGACUGCAGAAGGCCAGGCAGUGAAGCCAGAAGUGACUGCAGAGCCUGAGCCCACCUGAGGGGACGGGGAUCAGUUCCCAGCCCUGUAGAAGCCGUUUGGCAGUGGAGAUUUUUAAUCUACGUUUUAGUCUCCCAAAGAACUCUGUGGAAUUAGCUUCAGCUUGCUCAGAAAAGGCUUGUUCUCAUGCAGUGAUUUCCAUGCUCACGUCUGAUUCAGCAGUGUUGUACUAAGAGUGUCUAAUCCCAGGGGAAGGGACCCCUUCGUGUCCCCAGCCCCACGCACAUGUUGUAGAAACCAAGUUGGCCACAACUGUUCCCUGCCUGCACAGAGGUGUCCCCAGGGGCUCGAGGGGGACAGAGGACAGUGGGACAACUUUAAGGAGACAUUUUGUUUUGGAAAACAAGAAGAAAAAAAAAACAAGAAAAAAAAACCCCAACAACAUAAUUAU